UUCUUUACCAGGCAAGUAAGGUAAUUAUUAUCUGUAUCAAUAGGUACCUACCUUUGCUGGUUCUCCUCCUUCUCCUCAUCUUGUUCCCCAAAACAGCUGCCCAUCCUUGCCAAGCCGUCCAAGCUUCCCGCAGCAGCAGCCCCAACAUUCGCGACUGCCCUCCUCUGCCGUCCCCGUCAAUACAAUAACACAACUACCUUUCGCAUACUUCUGCCUCUUCCGCCUCCUCAUCAUCUCUGCCUCCUUCCUCCCUCACUCCUCCCUUCUCUCUCCUCGCAUACGAUUCCGCUGGCGGCUUACCCUAACCGGCUCCUACUCUACCUCACACUUAUAUCCGCAAUUCCCAUCUCCCUUCUUCUGAGCUCCCAUCUCCUUCCCCACUCUUCUUCCGUCAUCAUGCCGACAGACUACAAAAAGCUCGUUCCCCAAGCCCGCUCCUACAAAUCAGGCAACGUCACUGUCGAGGUUCCCGGCGUAGAGAAGAAGGAUGGCGAAACCAUUCCUCGUCGAAAUGUCAAGGCAAAGGACGGUCUGGUCCUCACUCCUGCUGAGGGCGUCGAGACCCUCUAUGACGUCCUGCGCUACGCUUCCUCAAAGUACGGCAAUGCUAAGGCGGUCGGUUCGCGCAAGAUCCUCAACACUCAUGAGGAAACCAAGAAGAUCAAGAAGAUGGUCGACGGCCAACAGCAAGAGGUAGACAAGAAAUGGACCUACUUCGAGCUCAGUUCCUACAAAUACAAGAGCUUCGUCGAGUUCGAGCAAGAGGCACUCGCCUUGGGCGCCGGUCUGAAGAGCCUCGGCCUCGAGCACCAAGACAGGCUUCAUCUCUUCGCUGGCACCAGCUCCCAAUGGCUCGCCAUGGCACACGCAUCUUUCUCACAAUCUGGCGCCAUUGUCACCGCAUACGACACUCUCGGAGAAGAGGGCCUCAAGCACUCAAUGUUGCAGACCAAGGCCAAGUUCAUGUUCCUCGACCCUGUCCUCCUUCCCAAGCUCGUCAAUCCCUACAAAGACGCCAAAGAUGUCAAGGUCGUCAUCUACAGCACCAAGGACGAGCCAAAGCAAAAGGACAUCGAUACCUUCACUCAGGCCCAUCCUCACAUCAAAGUGCUCAGCUUCGAUGAUUUGCUCAAGCUAGGCAAGGAGAACCCAGCCGAGCCUGUUCCCCCCAAGCCAGAAGACCUAGCAUGCAUCAUGUACACAUCCGGCUCCACCGGUACACCGAAGGGUGUACUCAUCAAGCACAGGAAUGUUGUCGCAUCCAUUGCCGGUGUCAACGUCAUCGUAGGCCCAUACUUGGGUCCUGGCGAUUCGCUUCUCGCCUAUCUUCCGCUUGCGCACAUUCUCGAGUUCGUCUUCGAAAACGCCUGCCUCUUCUGGGGAGGCACCAUGGGAUAUGGAACCAUCAGGACGCUCUCCGAUACCUCCGUCCGUAAAUGUAAGGGAGAUAUCCGAGAGCUAAAGCCAUCGGUUCUCGUCGGAGUUCCCCAGGUUUGGGAGACGGUCAAGAAAGGUAUUGUCGGAAAGGUUGAGGCCGGCGGCGCAAUCACCAAGAACCUGUUCUGGGGUGCCCUUGCUGCUAAAGGCUUCCUUCUCAGCUCCGGACUACCAGGAAGCGGCGUCCUCGACUCUGUUGUAUUCAACAAAGUCAAGGAUGCCACCGGAGGCAGGUUGCGAAUCUGUCUCAAUGGAGGUGGACCGAUCGCGAAGGAGACGCAGCGUUUCAUCUCUCUCGCAAUCACGCCCAUGAUCAGUGGUUAUGGUUUGACCGAGACUACUGCCAUGGGCGCCCUUAUGGAUCCCCUUUCCUGGACCGACAGUGCUCUCGGAGAGUUACCCGCUUGCAUUGAGACUAAGCUCGUUGAUUUCGCCGAUGCCGGUUAUUUCUCGACAAACAAGCCCCCACAAGGUGAGAUCUGGAUCCGCGGAGGUGGUAUCACCGCUGGCUAUCUAGACCUCGAACAAGAGACUAAGGAAUCCUUCACCGAAGACGGCUGGUUCAAGACUGGUGAUAUCGGAGAGUUUGACCACAAGGGUCAGAUCAAGAUCAUUGACCGUAAGAAGAACUUGGUUAAGACACUCACUGGCGAGUACAUUGCGCUGGAGAAGCUGGAGUCCGUCUACCGGUCCGCCCCCGUCGUAGCAAACAUUUGCGUCUACGCAGCCUCGGACAAAUCUAAGCCUAUCGCUAUCAUCUACCCCGCUGAGCCUGCUCUUAAGAAGAUUGCCUCAGAGAACGGUAUUGAGGGAGAUCACUUGGAGGAACUGGUCCACAAUAGCAAGAUCAACUCCAUCAUCUUGAAGCAGCUCCAGACCGCUGGCCAGCGGGGUGGUCUUGCAUCUUUCGAGAUUAUUGAAGGUGUUGUCUUGGCCGAUGAGGAAUGGACACCCCAGAACGGUUUGACCACAGCUGCACAAAAGAUCAACCGUAAGGGAAUAUUGGAGCACUGGAAGAAGGAGGUCGACCAUGCUUACGGAAGGAGCUAGAUCGGACUUGAGGGAAAGAUCUAAAGCUUCUUCCGAGGUGGUGGUCCUGUCAAGGUGUUGGCGUUCGAGGCAUGUCACAUAACUCCCGCUUCCAUGUUGCAUCAUGAUGAUACUGGUCGGCUUUUGGUGUGAAAGUCUUUUUUUUCUUAUUUAAUGUAUUUUUGAAAGCGCGCUGAUAUACUAUUGUGAAUCUAUUCGUAUCUAUCAUUUCCUCACAUCAUCGAUUAUUGCUUCCGUUCCAACCCUCCUCAAUCACCAGAUUCAAACACAUCCAUCCCACCAUCCACUCCUAAUACUAAACCCUACGUCAUGGUAGUAGUAACAGUACUCUGAAACCUACUGAACGUACAUCACGCUCACAAAAUUGAACCUAUCAUGUCCUCUCCUCGUCUGCUCUCCCG
Aaosphaeria arxii CBS 175.79 is the source of this 2888-nucleotide messenger RNA. RefSeq names its product acetyl-CoA synthetase-like protein. The record is from RefSeq and is a predicted model, not a curated record. Gene Ontology annotation, cellular component: lipid droplet; plasma membrane; endoplasmic reticulum. The coding region runs from base 397 to 2487 and encodes 696 amino acids. Gene Ontology annotation, biological process: long-chain fatty acid metabolic process; long-chain fatty-acyl-CoA metabolic process. Lineage: Eukaryota; Fungi; Ascomycota; Dothideomycetes; Pleosporales. Gene Ontology annotation, molecular function: long-chain fatty acid-CoA ligase activity. The transcript is spliced from 4 exons.